Brassica napus (rape) is the source of this 1580-nucleotide messenger RNA. RefSeq names its product putative nuclease HARBI1. The record is from RefSeq and is a predicted model, not a curated record. The transcript has a single exon. Lineage: Eukaryota; Viridiplantae; Streptophyta; Magnoliopsida; Brassicales; Brassicaceae. Bases 396 to 1460 code for a protein of 354 amino acids.
UUGUACCAAACAAUUUCGAAAAUGUCUUUAUAAACUUGUGAGAAACAAAUUCUCUUCUUCAAAACACAACUCAAACGACAACAACACGAGCAAAGCUUUACAAAUGCUCUUCCUAUUUUUUUUUUGUUUUGUUUCCAAAGCUUUAAAUGGCAUCAUCUUCUUAUAAUAAUUUGGAAGAAUUUGAUGAAAGAUUUGAUGAAAGAUUCGACCAAAUUUUCGAUCAACAAUUCGAAAAUCUUCGCAUUCGUAAUGAAGCCCGUCAAGAAGCAUCAAGGUCUCAAAAAAAAAGAGCAUACAUUGAAAGACAACGAGAACAAGGGCACUUGCAGUUAUGGAACGAUUAUUUUAGUGAAGAUGCAACAUAUCCUUCUCACAUGUUUCGACGCCGUUUUUGAAUGAACAAGCCCUUGUUCAUGCGUAUUGUUGAUCGACUCUCCGCUGAAAUCCCAUAUUUUCAACAAAGAAGAGAUGCUACUGGAAGGUUCGGUCACUCUCCGUUACAAAAGGCAACGGCCGCUAUCCGUAUGAUGGCGUAUGGUUCCCCAGCUGAUGCCGUCGACGAAUACCUCCGACUUGGUGAGACCACCGCGCUUUUAUGCUUGGAACAUUUUGUUCAAGGAAUCAUAAAUAUAUUUGGAGAUGAGUAUCUAAGAAGACCCACGCCAGAAGAUCUUCAACGACUAGUCGAUAUUGGAGAGAUACGCGGAUUUCCCGGGAUGAUAGGAAGCAUCGAUUGUAUGCAUUGGGAGUGGAAGAAUUGUCCAACCGCAUGGAAAGGUCAAUAUACACGUGGAUCAGGAAAGCCAACCAUUGUUUUAGAGCCUGUAGCUUCACAAGAUCUCUGGAUAUGGCACGCGUUUUUCGGACCACCAGGUACAUUAAACGAUAUCAAUAUUCUUGAUCGAUCACCGGUUUUUGAUGAUAUAUUACAAGGUCGAGCUCCAAAAGUUAACUACAUAGUCAACGGACACGAGUACCAUUUGGCUUACUAUCUCACAGAUGGUAUUUAUCCAAAAUGGGCUACUUUUGUCCAAUCUAUUCCCCUACCGCAAGGUCCGAAAGCAUCCUUAUUCGCUACACAUCAAGAAGCUGUACGUAAAGAUGUCGAGCGUGCUUUUGGGGUCUUGCAAGCUCGAUUUGCCAUAGUCAAAAAUCCGGCUCUUUUGUGGGAUAAAAUAAAAAUUGGAAAGAUAAUGAGAGCAUGUAUCAUUCUACAUAAUAUGAUCGUAGAAGACGAACGAGAUGGGUACACUCAGUUUGAUUUAUCAAUUUUCGCACAACCGGAAUCAACCCGAAGUUCAGAAGUGGAUUUCACGUAUUCUACAGAUAUGCCUUCAAAUCUCGGCAAUAUGAUGAGCAUUCGGAAUCGAGUUCGUGAUAGAACAAUACAUCACCAGUUGAAAGCUGAUUUGGUUGAGAAUAUAUGGCAAAAUUUUGGAACAAAUCAAGAUUUCAACUAAUCGGUUUUUUCUCAUUUACGAUUUGUAUCUGUAUUUUUCAUAUGUUUUAUGUAAUUUUUAUUAAAAAUUUUAUGUUUACUUUUAUUUCAAAUCAUUCUAAUUAAAACAAAAUUAAUUUCA